This is a messenger RNA of Zymoseptoria tritici IPO323, 1518 nucleotides long. It is a transcript of the gene MgBGL3, whose product is annotated as putative beta-glucosidase. Gene Ontology annotation, molecular function: beta-glucosidase activity. The record is from RefSeq and is a predicted model, not a curated record. Gene Ontology annotation, biological process: carbohydrate metabolic process. The coding region runs from base 49 to 1518 and encodes 489 amino acids. The transcript has 5 exons. Lineage: Eukaryota; Fungi; Ascomycota; Dothideomycetes; Mycosphaerellales; Mycosphaerellaceae.
AUUUCCGUUUCAGCAAGCUUCCUCUCUUGAUUCCGACUUUCCGGCACGAUGACUUCUCCUCCUCAGACUGAGCUUCGUCUGCCAAAAGAUUUUCUCUGGGGCUAUGCCACGGCGAGCUACCAGAUCGAGGGCGGUACCAAAGAAGGCGGCCGUGGUCCCAGCAUCUGGGAUGAGUUUUGCAGCAGACCGGGAAAAAUCGCCGACGGCUCGAAUGGCGAUGUUGCGUGCGACUCUUACCAUCGCUACAAAGAAGAUGUGGCUCUGCUCAAGCAGCUUGGAGCCAAAGCAUAUCGUUUCAGCAUUUCUUGGUCUCGAGUGAUUCCGCUCGGAGGUCGCAAUGAUCCUGUCAACGAGGAAGGCCUGAAAUACUACCAAGCUCUAGUGGAAGAAUUGGUUGCGAACAACAUCACUCCGAUGGUGACGCUCUUCCACUGGGAUCUUCCGCAAGCUCUGUACGAACGAUAUGGAGGUUUCCUGAACAAGGAGGAGUAUGUCCAGGACUUUGAGCACUACUCCAGACUCAUGUUCAAGACCCUGGGGUCUCAGGUCAAGUAUUGGAUCACCUACAACGAACCCUGGUGCACCUCCAUCCUGGGCUACUCGACCGGUUUCUUCGCUCCAGGCCAUACGUCGGAUCGGACCAAGUCUUCCAUCGGCGACAGCAGCACGGAACCCUGGAUCGUGGGGCAUCACAUCCUCAUCGCUCACGCCGCCGCAGUCAAGAUCUACCGGGAAGAGUUCCAAUCCAGCCAGCAGGGUGUCAUUGGCAUCACGUUGAAUGGCGACUGGGUGGAGCCCUGGGACCCUGCUGACUCGAAAGAUGUUGAAGCUUGCCAGAGAAAGCUGGAGUUCUCAAUCGGGUGGUUUGCAGACCCGAUCUACCACGGCGACUAUCCUGCAAGCAUGCGAAACCAGCUCGGCGCCCGCCUCCCCGCUUUCACCCCCGCCGAGCGGGACCUGAUCCAGGGGAGCAACGACAUCUACGGCAUGAACCACUACACGGCCGACUACGUGCGUUGCAAUGACCAGGAUGUCCCGGCCGCCGCGGAUGACUUUGGAGGUCACCUCAGCACUUCCAAAACCAACAAAGCCGGCGACAGCAUCGGGCCGGAAACUCAAAGUUUCUGGUUGCGGCCGCAUGCGGUUGGGUUUAGGAAACUGUUGGGGUGGAUUAGUGAGAGGUAUGGACGGCCGGUGAUAUAUGUGACGGAAAAUGGGACGAGUGUGAAAGGCGAGAAUGAUUUGAGCGUCGAGGAGAUUUUGGAGGACGAAUUCCGGGCGGAAUACUUUCGUGGGUACAUCACGGAGAUGGCCAAGGCUGUUGCGAUUGACGGGGUAGAUGUCAGGGGAUACAUGGCGUGGUCGCUCAUGGAUAAUUUCGAGUGGAGCGAAGGGUAUGAGACGAGGUUCGGCGUGACGUUUGUGGAUUAUGCCGGCGGCCAGAAACGCUUUCCGAAGAAGAGCGCUCGAGUCAUUGGGAAGUUGUUCUCUUCGCUCUGUCGAGACUCUCGAGAGUGA